Messenger RNA from Psammomys obesus (fat sand rat), 1464 nucleotides. It is a transcript of the gene Lrtm1, whose product is annotated as leucine rich repeats and transmembrane domains 1. Bases 1 to 1464 code for a protein of 487 amino acids. Gene Ontology annotation, molecular function: Roundabout binding; heparin binding. The transcript has 6 exons. The record is from RefSeq and is a predicted model, not a curated record. Lineage: Eukaryota; Metazoa; Chordata; Mammalia; Rodentia; Muridae. Gene Ontology annotation, biological process: negative chemotaxis; axon guidance.
AUGGAGAAGAUCCUUUUGCGAAUAGGGAAACCCAGAAAAGUAAGUGUCACCCAUGAAUACUGGAACACCUUCUUAGGCAGCUUCAGGACCUUUCCAAUGCAGAGUACCAGGAGGCUGAGGUGCCAUCAAUGGAUCAAGUUGGAUGAGUAUGCGGUGAUUCACUUGGUACAACCUUUCCAGAGACAUGAGGCCUUUGCAUCCACCGCCAUGUCAACUGAAAAAGCUGAGAGGCGGCACAGAACUAUUCUGGGCUCGGGAUCAGAGUCCAGCAUUUCCACUUACCGGCCACGGAAGGAAUUUGGAUCACUUUAUGCUGUGGCCACUUCAUUCCUCAGGCUGAUGGAGCUGGUGUUCUGGGUGACAUUCAUGGUACCCAGGAGACUCACAGCAGUCCUGACAGCCAUAGCUUCCCACAGCAAUAACAGCUUCGUUUUAGGUGCUCUGCUGUUGCUUUCCAGUGUGAGUAUUCUGUUCCCAGGUGUGGGCAGCUGCCCCAAGAAAUGCUCGUGUCACCUACCUUCAAACUCUGUGGACUGUAGUGGCCAGGGGCUGUCGGAGAUCCCUCCUGAUCUACCACCAUGGACACUGACUCUGCUUUUACAAGAUAACCAGAUCCACUGGCUUCCUGCUUUUGCAUUUAGGUCUGUGUCUCUGCUCACCACAUUAAAUUUAUCUAACAACUCUCUUUCAAAUCUGGCUUCAGAGGCUUUCUAUGGACUUCAGCAUUUGCAGAUUUUAAACCUAACCCAAAAUUCCCUGCUUUCCCUUGAAAGCAGCUUUGCCCAUUCCCUGCCUGGGCUCAGGGAGCUGGAUCUGUCAUCCAACAACCUCAGUCUCCUCCCCACAUCCCUGGGAAAGCCUUGGGAGAACCUGACCACGUUUGCCGUGCAGCAGAACCAUCUUCUGCAUCUGGACCGUGCACUUCUAGAGGCCAUGCCCAAAGUGAGGCUGGUCCUCCUUAAGGACAACCCCUGGAAAUGUGACUGCCACUUGCUGGGUCUGAAACACUGGCUGGAGAGAUUUACCUUUGAAGGGGGAGUAACAGAUGGUGCCACCUGCAGACUGCCGGAACCCUGGAAGGGUAAGGAUCUCCUCUCCAUUCCCCAUGAGCUAUACCAGCCCUGUCCUCAUCCUACUCCAGAUCUGGUACCCUCAACAGUUCAGCAGCCUGGUUCUGCUCCUCAAGAGGCCCAGAAGACCCCUGAGAGUAACUCAGAACAUCAAGAUCCCUUUGAGUGUGAGACCAAACCCAAACCAAAGCCAACCAACCUGCGCCAUGCUGUGGCCACUGUGGUCAUUACUGGUGUAGUAUGUGGGAUCGUAUGUCUCAUGAUGUUGGCCGCUGCUAUCUAUGGAUGUACCUAUGCAGCUAUCACUGCCCAGUACCAGGGAAGACCCUUGGCACCAACCAGUGAGACUGAGAAGAUGGGAAGCAAGAAGGCAAUGGACAGUUCACCAGUCUGA